CACCAGCAGUAGCAGCAACGACAACAACAGCAACAAUAGCAACAGCAACAACAACAACAGUGGCAGCAACAAUAGCCGCAGCACCACCCACACGACCCACACCACAGCCACCGGCAGCGCCAACAUUCACAUGGCCUUCGCCACAGCGCCCGCUGUGCCCGCUUCCAGUCAGAGGAAGCGGCAUCGCAAGCGGAACAGCAGCUGGUACGAUUAUCGCAACUACAACGAGAAUACGACGGCACCAGAGUGGAUCAAUCCCUGCGGCGGCUCCUACAACACACCCUCGGCCACAGAGCGCCCACACCCCCAGCGGCCCAAGCAGAUCUUCAAUCAAUUGAAGCGCGCCGCCGGCACGGAGUACCAUGAGCUGAACAGCACCGAGGAUCACAGUGGCAUCGACAUCAGAGACAUGCACAUGUGGUCGCUGCACAAAUACAAUUACAAAUUUCUGCCCAAGCUGAAGCCAAACUCAACGAUCGCCCUCAAGCGCUGGUACCGCAACAUGCAAACCUAUGUGGCUAGCUUCGCCUAUUUGCGCCGCGUCCAGAUCAACUGGGACCGGCAGUACCUGAAGCGGGAGUCGAACGUGGCCAAGGAGCUGAAGAAGCUGCUGCUCAGCUCGCGCAGCAUGCUCUGCGAGCUGGAGACAGCCGUGAAUCGCACCUAUCCGGCGCUGGGUCCGGGCCGUGGCGGCGCCGCUGCCGCCAAGCAGCGACGCCAGAAGCACGUCUCGCGCCACGACAUGAACAAGCGGCUGAAGCUGCGCAGCAAAAGUCGCACCGGUGCCUGGGCGCUGGCUGCGGCGGCGGCUGCGGCUGCGGCGGAGACAACCACCGAGACGGCAGCAGCGGCCGCAGCAGCGGCGGCCAUCGGCGAGGCCGACGCGAUGGACAUGCGCUUCGUGAAGCAUCAUUACUAUGAGUUUCUGCGCACCAUGUGGCAGCUGAUGCGGCGCCACAGCAAGCGGGAGCGCGAGCAGCAGAAGCCGCUGGAGCAGCGUCAACGACAGCGCCCACACCACCACCACCACCACCACCACAAACAUCAACACCAGCAGCAGCAGCAGCAAAGGCCUCGCCUAGUUUAA
Drosophila navojoa is the source of this 1087-nucleotide messenger RNA. RefSeq names its product unpaired 1 (gene upd1). Lineage: Eukaryota; Metazoa; Arthropoda; Insecta; Diptera; Drosophilidae. The record is from RefSeq and is a predicted model, not a curated record. Gene Ontology annotation, biological process: cell surface receptor signaling pathway via JAK-STAT; embryonic development via the syncytial blastoderm.